AUGGAAAAUGAUCCAGCAGUGUAUAGCAGCAAUGGACCUGCCUCCCAUCAGGUAGAAAAGGAAGCAAACUACUCUGGAGAAAAAGGGCCAGGUCGAAAUUCUAUUCCUAGAUCAGAUGAGGACUUAAACGAAAAAGAGACAGAAGAUAUUCCGCCAGAUGGAGGAUAUGGUUGGGUCUGUGUUUUGUGUGCUGGUCUAAUUAAUGCCAACACUUGGGGUGUCAACAGUUCAUAUGGCGUUUUUCUCUCUUAUUAUUUAGAGAACGGUAUAUUUCCGAAUACAAGCCCCAUUGAAUAUGCCUUCACUGGAGGCCUGAGCAUGUCUUGCUGUCUUCUCAUCUCUCCAUUGGUUACUCAUAUGGUGCAUUUAUAUGGAAACCGAGCAGUCCUUAACUUCGGUGUCAUUCUUCAGACGCUCUCCUUUAUUGGGGCAUCGUUUGCGACGCAGAAAUGGCACAUCUUUCUCUCGCAAGGGGUGUGUUUCGGUUUUGGAAUAGGCGUGAUCUUUGUCACCUCUGUGAGCAUCAUACCUCAGUGGUUCCGGCGUAAGAGGAGUAUUGCCAACUCACUUGCUGCCGCCGGCUCUGGUAUAGGAGGGCUAUCAUAUUCCCUUGCGGCUGGCUCGCUGAUCCCAAAAGUCGGCUUAGGAUGGACCUUUCGCGUUCUAGGUCUAUGUUCAUUUGCCAUGAACUUGAUCGCUUCAAAUCUGAUGCGAGACCGCAACAAAGCUAUCGGUAGCAGAUACCGCGCCUUUCACUUCCCAUUGCUCAACCGGCCCGAGUUUCUAUUUCUUCAAGCAUGGGGAAUGCUGUCCCUGCUGGGUUAUGUUGUCAUAUUGUUCAGUCUACCUAACUUUGCUCUUUCAAUCGGGCUAUCUCAGAAGCAAGGCAGCAUUGCUGGCGCAUUAUUGAACCUCGGUCAAGCCCUCGGGCGUCCAGUUGUGGGCCUCGUCAGCGAUAGAUACGGUCGAUUCAAUAUGGCUGUCCUAUUUACUUUCUUCUGCGGCUUUCUUUGCUUAGCGGUCUGGAUACCAUCUUCGAAUAUGGUUGUGCUCUCCUUUUUCGCCAUCAUAGUGGGCACCGUCGCCGGUACUUUUUGGACAACAAUUGUCCCCGUCUGCGCGGAGGUAGUCGGCAUGCAGGAGCUUCCUGGUGGCCUGAGUCUUACCUGGGUGGCUAUGGUGCCUGCAACAACGGUAGCCGAACCAAUUGCCCUCGUCCUUAGGCAUGGCUCGGGGUCUACAGGUUCCUAUACCUAUGCACAAGUCUUUACGGGAAUUGUAUAUGUGGCUGCAGGUUUGUUUUUGCUGGUGGUUCGCGGUUGGAAAAUCGGUGAUAAUGAGAGGAUAGCAAAAGCCGCAGUCAAUAGCAAUUCAGGGGAGGCAUCGUCUGGUAGAGUAUUCACAACAGCCCCUACCGCUGCUAUGGAUGAUCCUAUCACCGGCUGUGCGACAGUUGUGCCAGUCAUGAGUCGUCCAGACAAUGAUCCUAGGUAUCCAUCUACAUCUUCCGUCGUGGAGGUGAAGCUUUGGUCUCCUCUACCUCUUGCUCGACGAAUGGUAGCCUGGAAGCUGGUCUAA
Microsporum canis CBS 113480 is the source of this 1578-nucleotide messenger RNA. Its product is annotated as Mch2p. The transcript is spliced from 2 exons. Gene Ontology annotation, molecular function: transmembrane transporter activity. Bases 1 to 1578 code for a protein of 525 amino acids. Gene Ontology annotation, biological process: transmembrane transport. The record is from RefSeq and is a predicted model, not a curated record. Lineage: Eukaryota; Fungi; Ascomycota; Eurotiomycetes; Onygenales; Arthrodermataceae.